UGACAAUCGCGAUGUAAUGUAUUCUACAUCAUCGCAUGCUGAGUUAAAUUUUCAACAAAACCUUUUAGUUUUAAUUAAUUUUCACGAUUUGUUUCUAAAUGUUUUCUUACGUCGUGACCUAUUUUCGAAAUAUUAAUUUCUAAAUAUGUGUAAUUUGCCGCCGAAGUACCAUUCAGUGUGUCGCCUUUGUUUAUCAUUUUGUGGCGAUAAUUGCAGUGAUGUUAAGCUUCCAAUUUUUGAUCGUGAUAAGGAUAAAUCACGACUAUGGGAAAUGAUAACGACAGAUUUGUCAAUGAUGGUUUCUCCAGAAGACAUGCUGCCACAAGUGGUGUGUGGAAGCUGUGCACAGAAACUUGAUGAAUUUCAUACAUUUAGAGAACUCUCACAUAAAUCUGAAAGGUUACUGGAGCAGUUCUUACAAUACGCCUUUUCAUUAUCUGGUCCAAAAGAGGAAAUACUCAGCAUAACUGCAGCCAAAUUAGAAGAAAUAAUCAAACCACUGAACGAUAAUGAUUACGAACACGCGACGAAACACAAAUAUGCCGAAAUCGGCUCGCCGGACUCUACCGAGGAGAUGAAGAAUCUAGAGAGCCGGCAGGCGGCCGUUACACUCUUGCAAAUAAAGAAUUAUGAUCCAUCUAAAUACGUCGUCAAAACGGAGGAGGAGCCUCGUAUAACUUUUAACAGUGUGCCAAGUUUACCGCCAUCGGAGCGAGCAAGCGAGGUGAUGCACUGCAACGCUGUCAUCGAUAUUAUAAAUAAGGCUGUCGAGGUAGCGCAGCGGGAAAACGAAGAAUCUCAAAAAUUUCAAACGGAUUAUACGGGCGUAAUCGACAGAACGCAUGCGACGAACGUCACUGACGUCACGUACACCAGGGAAUACACGGACGAUCACUACAACGCGUACGUCCCUAAUCAAAACGCAACGAGUCCUUGCAGCCUCGACGAUCGGGAGAACAGAGAGAUAGACUUAUCACAUUACAGCUCCGGUAAGAACGAGAUCGCAGAGAAAACAGAACAAACCGAUCGCGACCAGUCACGUUCGUAUUUUCCAAAAACAAUGACCCACAAUAAGGUGACGAGUUUCGUGGAUGAAUACAAACAACACAUUUACGAUCAAUCUGUCAACAAAAUGAAGUUAACCAAGGACACGGCUUCCGUUUACGAGGAAUGCAGUCAGAGCAGCAGCGGCUCAGACCCUGACAGAUUACAGAUGGACAUAUCUCAAAUGUCGCAGGACGACCCUGAAGAGACACAGUCGGCGCGCUCGGCGCAGUCCUCCCCCCAACCCCCGCACGAAGGCGAACAAGACAAAGAAUCACUCUGGCAAGCGUUACACAGACAAAACGGUCGCAGCGGAGAAGCAACGCAGCUGUUGAGACGAUUGAUCAACAGCAAACAUCUCGGUAUGACGGUGUCCCCGCUGCGGGCGUCCACGUCGCCCACGCCCUCUGCCGUGCAGCCGCCGGUCAACGGAUCCGUUUCACCGAACGGGGAAUGGCCAGCGUCAGGCCGUGGCUCUAACGUGGCGGGAACGGCGCGAAGGAAACAAAGUUUUCCCGCGCGUGCGCAACCAGUGACGCAAGACCCCUCAACCAACAACUCUACUUGGCAACAGGCUGCUUCAGAUAAUCAAGAGGGGACGGACGUGGGGAGCGGGGUUGGGGGCGGGAACCGCGGCUCCGCUCGCGUGGAGUUGUCGUGCAGCAACUGCGGCACGCACACGACCACGAUCUGGCGGCGGGACACGCGCGGCGAGAUGGUGUGCAACGCGUGCGGGCUGUACUACAAGCUGCACGGCGUGCCGCGGCCCACCGCCAUGCGGCGCGACACCAUACACACGCGCCGCCGCCGUCCGCGACACGACUCCAAGCAUAGCAGGAACAAGUCUCGCCGCAGCGGUAGUGCGAUGACGAACCCCGAGGUAUCGGAGGGGGGUGCGGCGGGCGCGGAGGGCACGGAGGAGGCGGUGCUGGCCGCGCUGCGCCGACAGCUGCAGCCGCACCUGCUGGCCGCGCUGCACGCGCACACCACGCGCCCCCACCGACAUCAGGAUUGAGUGCAGUUGGCACGAAUGCUCAGGAAUACGACGAGGCGCCGUUGAACUUAGUCGCGAGUCACGUGCCCGCCGCUGAGGAGACGCACUGACCGCCCCCACUGUGAUACAAGGAAACGUACACAAAAAAAUAAUACUAAGCUACAAAUAUCCUAAAAUUGAACCCUAAAGCUAUUGCAUUUCGAUCGAAAAUGCCUUGAGUAGACAUUAAAGUGAACGUUCUCGUGGGAAUGUUUUUUAAAAAUCAAUACGAAACCGUUAUUAUUGAUGUUGUCGUUUAAGACCUUUUAUUAGAACGGUUUUUUAUAAAACAGUCUCGCGACGAAACGUUCGUAGCCGCAUUUCCAUAGAAUCAAUUAGUGAUAGACAGGCCAGUGUUUAAAAUAGACAUAAUCGACGAAGCUUCGAUGCCUUCAGUGGGAGCUGGUAGUUCUUGCCAUGCACACGGAUACGUCGGCCCGUCCCUUCUGGGCCGCCCUGUGAUAUGCGACCGACGGCAGCUGCAGUGUUCACUCGCGUGAUGUUCGUAUUAGACAAGUACCUAAGCUUGUCCUAUAUUUUUCGUACCUAUAUCUUAUUAGUCUUUAGCUAGUUAUUAGCUUAGGAUUAUAAAAAUUCGAAAAGCAAUA
Molecule: messenger RNA, 2685 nt
Organism: Bombyx mandarina (wild silkworm)
Lineage: Eukaryota; Metazoa; Arthropoda; Insecta; Lepidoptera; Bombycidae
Gene: GATAd
Product: GATA zinc finger-domain containing protein GATAd
Biological process (GO): cell fate commitment; negative regulation of transcription by RNA polymerase II; positive regulation of transcription by RNA polymerase II
Cellular component (GO): nucleus
Molecular function (GO): DNA-binding transcription factor activity, RNA polymerase II-specific; zinc ion binding; RNA polymerase II cis-regulatory region sequence-specific DNA binding
Source: RefSeq, a predicted model, not a curated record